Penicillium canariense is the source of this 474-nucleotide messenger RNA. RefSeq lists its product as uncharacterized. Bases 1 to 474 code for a protein of 157 amino acids. The record is from RefSeq and is a predicted model, not a curated record. NCBI's taxonomy places the organism in Eukaryota, Fungi, Ascomycota, Eurotiomycetes, Eurotiales, Aspergillaceae. The transcript has a single exon.
AUGGCAUCUCUUGCUCUGGACCGUCCCGACGGUGCUCGCACGCCUUUCAAAGACCUCGACAUUGAAGCGAUCAAAAGUUGGAAGCUCUACACUUUCGAUCUACAACGAGCGUGGGACCAUGCCAAGCAGGCAUUCGCACACACCAUUCAGAACGUCCGUCUCUCAGAUGAGGCGGUGUUUGCCGUGACUAUCUUUAUGCCUGCUUCCCUGCGUGCCAAAUACUACCGAUAUGACUUCGACUCCCGCGGUGAUAUUCGGGAAUAUCGGAUCCCCAGGGACCCGCCGAUGGUCAUCCAGUGCCACGGAAUCAACUGGUUUCCGGUGUACCGCAUGACAAACAUACUCUGUGGAAGUUGGAACAAAGCCUGCGGGUGGCUUCGCGGCCUCGUGGCUUCAGAGAAUGUCGGCUACCACAUUGGCGAAUUUGUCGCCCCCCAGAAGCUGCUCAGGCAUGUUCCUCUCCACUGCAACUGA